GGCUGGGCUUGGAGUCUGUCAGUGCGCGGCCAUGGGCGCCGAGGACCUGCUGAGGACCCUACUCUACACCGUCAAUAACUUGUUGCAGCAGCGCAGAUAUGAGGCCGCGCUGGCCGUAGUCAAGGGCUUCCGUAACGGAGCGGUGUAUGGAGCAAAAAUUCGUGCCCCCCAUGCUUUGGUGAUGACUUUUCUGUUCAGGAGUGGAAGCUUAAGAGAGAAAUUGAAAGCAAUUGCUCAGGCAACGUACACACAUUCUAGAAACCUGGCAUAUUUUGUAUUCACAUACAAAGGACUGAGGGCCCUGCAGACCCGAAUACAGGGAAAGAAGAUCCCAUUUCACUCUUUCCUUGCAGCCUGCAUUGGGGGCUGGUUAGUGUUUGGGGAAAAUAAUAAUAUCAACAGUCAGAUAAACAUGUACCUGUUGUCUCGUAUCCUGUUUGGACUGUCCCGAUUGGCAGUGGAGAAAGGUUACAUCCCACAGCCAAAACAAGAUCCCUUCCCAUUUUUUGCUGCCAUGGUAUGGGGAAUUGUCCUCUGGCUCUUUGAGUAUCACCGCCACACUCUACAACCAUCUCUGCAGUCCUCCAUGACCUACCUAUAUGAUGACAGUAAUGUUUGGCAUGAUGUUUCUGACUUUCUCAUAUAUAACAAAAGACCUGCUAGCAAAUAGUCUUUGCAAUAUGGCACAUUCAAGUAGCACAACUUAAUAUUUUUUCCUGAACACACUUGACUAAAAACAUACAGUUGUUAACAUUGGAUGUAAAUCUCUCCUUGUGUCCUGGUUUAAAUAUUUUGUGUAAUCUGGUAAUCUUUGUGGGAUAAAUGAGAGAGCCCAUAUUGCAAGAAGUCAUCUUCCAUUUUCUUAUGAAGUGCCCCUAUUUUCUGCAAGGAGACCAAUUUCCAUUUUUAUGCUAACAGCUGUGGAAUUUCUUUGGGGUGGGAAAACAAGUGAAAAAUUCACUGAUCUUGAAAAGUUCACACAACUUGAAAGAAAAUCGUGAAUAUAUUUUAUAUAAUGCAGUGAAAAUAUUUUAUAUAAUGUUGAAAUACUAGAUGAUGCAGUUAACUCUCCAAAUGCAUUUAUAUGAUACAAUUCCUUCACUAUAUGAGCAAUAGAAGAAAUUGGUUAGUUCUCUCUGAGGCACGUUAAAGAUUAAGUUCUGAACAUUUGGGUGCAAGUCUCAUAAUUAGAAAUCUUUUGAGACAAUGUCUUUGUAAUAUCCUUUGGCUUAUCUGUUGCACU
Molecule: messenger RNA, 1243 nt
Organism: Eublepharis macularius
Lineage: Eukaryota; Metazoa; Chordata; Lepidosauria; Squamata; Eublepharidae
Gene: PXMP4
Product: peroxisomal membrane protein 4
Exons: 4
Coding region: 32-670 (212 amino acids)
Cellular component (GO): peroxisomal membrane
Source: RefSeq, a predicted model, not a curated record